AUGGAAUCCAUUGAACCACAAGCUGUUACUAGUCAUCAUGUCGUACAAUCAGAACAAGAAGCCUCUGAAGUCGUAGAAGCUCCUCUCAGCGAUUUCCCGGAGGGCAACCAGUCUCCCUCAUCCAAUGAUAUGGAUGAUAACCACUCCGAUGGCGACAACGUCAGUCUCACUUUGUACGAAGAGAGGCGUGCUCGAGCAGACCAGCAUCGAGACGAACAGUAUGAAGCCUGGCUUGCGACUAGGAACAAUUCAUUUUACCGAGACGCCGUCCGUCGUGCCGUCAACAAAGGCAUUCAAGAGGCCAACGAAUACCAAAUUCGACGGGUGGCCCUGGCGAUCAUGAAAGGCUCUGUAGGCGUUCAUUACUUCGGGGUGAUCAACCUGGCCUUACAUGCCCAUGAUGCGCUUGAGCAGCUCACUUUGUACAUUGAGCAAGAGGUUGGUGCUUAUCACGUUCCAUAUGUUCCAAAAGAAUGCAUGCUGACUUGGUUUGCAUCCUUUCCGCAAAUAGCCUGGUCAUCGCGAUGUGUUGAAAACUCGUGCGCGGAUGGCUUGGAUCCGUGCAACCAUCAAGCCUUAUUAGGUUAUCCUAAAGAUCAUCAAGGAUUAAGGAUGUCUCAAUCAGACCAUAUGUUGUGCAUGCGAUUUCUAAGGAUGUUAUGCCUAAUCUCCUGUGGUGUCAAAGCAUAUGAUUCAAUUGUGUUUGGUUAUUCAUGUAUCUUUGUGCCUCGUAAUGAUAACGGAUGGCUUCAACAGCUAUCGGUCACAUCAUCAAACUGCCGGUGCCCCUUGCAUUAA
Molecule: messenger RNA, 798 nt
Organism: Melampsora larici-populina 98AG31
Lineage: Eukaryota; Fungi; Basidiomycota; Pucciniomycetes; Pucciniales; Melampsoraceae
Exons: 3
Coding region: 1-798 (265 amino acids)
Source: RefSeq, a predicted model, not a curated record